Drosophila takahashii is the source of this 1146-nucleotide messenger RNA. RefSeq names its product palmitoyltransferase ZDHHC16. Gene Ontology annotation, molecular function: palmitoyltransferase activity. The record is from RefSeq and is a predicted model, not a curated record. Lineage: Eukaryota; Metazoa; Arthropoda; Insecta; Diptera; Drosophilidae. Gene Ontology annotation, cellular component: Golgi apparatus. Gene Ontology annotation, biological process: protein palmitoylation.
AUGGCGCGCAUCACUUGGAGAGGUCACUCCACUCAGGAGUCGCUCGCUUUUUGCCGGCUACGUUGGUCUUAUAUGAAACACUGCUGGCACUCAUUGACCUUUAAUGCCCAUAUGAACUCCUCCUACGCCUCCGAUGUCUGUUUGACCCCCAUCUUUUGGUUCGUGGACAACUACACUCACUGCCUGGGACCGUUCUUUGUGGUUGGAGUGGCUGCCUUGACCACUUCAGUCGUUAGUAUUGCCUACUGGAUUGGUUUGCCCUUUUGGUGGGCCAAAAGUCAGUUGGCCACCUAUAUUCUGCUCGUCGUGGGCAAUUGGCUGCUGCUCAAUGUGGUUUUCCACUACAUUAUGGCUGUGAUCACGCCGGCAGGUCAUCCGCCGGAAGGCGUUUCUCUGGUGGAAGCGGUCAGUAUGUGCGGCAAGUGCAUAGCCCCCAAACCACCAAGGACUCAUCACUGUUCCGUCUGCAAUCGCUGCAUCCUCAAGAUGGAUCACCACUGCCCUUGGCUCAACAACUGCGUGGGUUAUGGCAAUCAUCGUUACUUCUUCCUCUACAUGAUGUACACCACUCUGGGCUGCCUGUUUCUCAUUCUGUUUGGUCUGGAGAUUGGCCACAAAUACCUGUGGCUCGAUAAUGGCGAAACCUGGACGGAGAUUGAGCCGCUGGAGGGGCAGCCAGUCAAGUUUAACCUCAGCGGGCACAUCAUUCCUGUGACCCAUCCCCAUGAGUACGAUGAGUUCAUGGUGCCGCCUGCAAUACACAAUCUUCCCACGCCCCUCGUGGAUACGGAUGCACCGUCGCCUGGUCGACGACGAGCCCUGUGGUUCAUGGCCUUCACAAAUGUGUCCGUGGUCUUGGCUCUUGGUAGCCUCUCCAUCUGGCACGCCAAGCUUAUCACUCGCGGAGAGACGAGUGUGGAGGCCCACAUCAACGAAGCGGAGAGAAAACGGCUACUGCAGCAGCAACGCAUCUACAUCAAUCCCUAUAACUUUGGCACCAAAAAGAACUGGAAACUGUUUUUGGGUCUGGUGCGAGGUAGAUCCUUCUGGCGAACCGUUCUACUGCCCUCCUGGCACAAACCCGAGGGCACUGGUCUCAGUUUUCACACCGUAAACGAUUCGCCCUUCGAGGAUGAGUGGCCAUAG